Arachis duranensis is the source of this 1199-nucleotide messenger RNA. RefSeq lists its product as uncharacterized. The record is from RefSeq and is a predicted model, not a curated record. NCBI's taxonomy places the organism in Eukaryota, Viridiplantae, Streptophyta, Magnoliopsida, Fabales, Fabaceae. The transcript has 5 exons. Bases 795 to 1136 code for a protein of 113 amino acids.
AAUUUGAGUUGUGCUAUUUUCCAUAAAAGACUUCUGUUUGCGGUGCUUUUGUAGAAAGAAUAUGAACUUCGGUUUUAUUUAUGUUUUAUUUUCUGUCUUUAAUCUUUUUGUUACUUUGAAUAUAUUGGGUACUGGAUUAGAGUAGCCAUAAAUAAGAAGAAAAUAACAUGAAGCUAGGAUAAAAGAUAAGAUGCACAAUAAUUUCUGUACGUGUGUUAUUCCCAAACAUAAUAUGAAAAUUGCACGGAGUAUUAGAGACAUAUUCUCCUGUGUCCCGAUCAAAUUCUUUAUUGCCUCUAACAAGAAUUUCCAGGGUAGGGAUCUUCUUGAACCACAUUUCAUGAGAUGUGUAGUUUAAUGCAGUUAUUGUGCCCCAAGGGGAAAUUUUCCACUAGUUUUAAGCAGAUGAACAAACUUCGAAUAUCUUAUUAAAUUUUUCGGUUAACUUAGAAAGGCAUAGAAGGCUCAUUUACAGAUUCCUGUUUCUGGUUGAUCUUUCAGAUUUGCAUUCGAUGUUGAUCUUGAUGCUCCAAAAGUUAGAAUUCCUCUCAGAUCUCGUGGUUCAACCAGAUGUGAUAGUCAUUUUCUUUUGGACUUUGGUCAAUUUACACUACACACUGCGGAAAGCCAGUCUGAUGAGCAGAGGCAUAAUCUUUAUUCUCGAUUUUACAUACCAGGACGUGAUUUUGCUGCCUUUUUUACGGACUGUGGCUCUGAUUUUGGGAGUUGCAGUUUGGUUAAACCAACUCAUGAUAGUCAAAUAAUAAUCUCACCACGGGCCAAAGAAGCUGAUAAUGUGUAUUCUGUCAUUGAUAGGUGUGGAAUGGCAGUACUUGUUAAUCAGAUUAAAGUGCCUCAUCCAAGUUACCCAUCGACAUGUAUAUCCAUUCAAGUGCCAAAUCUUUGAUGGUAGAAUCCUAGUUUCGAAGGGAAUUGGGAAUUCAGUUGCUACGUGGCAAACAUGUUUUCUAGUGCUUUCGGGGUCAUAUCUUUAUGUAUUUGAAACUGCAGAGUCUCAGAGUUAUCAGCGAUACCUAAGGAUAAUAUUGAGGAUGAUAAUGAAGAUUAAUCUGUUUAUGAUUGUGGUUUAUUGGCUAAGAUGGAGUAGUGUUCGGAAUGAAUAUAUGUAUCGUUGACUAAUAAUUUUUAUUAGAAGAUAUUUAUGUAGGAUAUAAUAUUUUAAUUUAGUUUUUCGUAGA